CAUUGGCCAAGAACCAAAAAUCCCAAAUCUCUCUCUCUCUCUCUCUCUCUCUGUGUUGGUUUGUUAUGUGAAAAAGAAAACCAGAAAUUCUCCGAACUGAGUUCAUUGGAUUUCCAGCAAUGGCCUCCGGCCAAUCCCUCGUCCCAACCAUCCUCUUCCUCCUCUGCCUUGUCUCCACCGCUGUUUCCCAUUCGAUAAUCCAAUUGGUCUCCGGCGACCGCAAAAUCCGGAUAGACGACGAUAUCUACUGCGAGAGCUGGAGGUUCUCCGUCGAGACCAACGACGCCGGGUACUGGUCCACCAUUCCGGCGAGGUGCGAGCGCUUCGUGCAGGACUACAUGACCGGCGAGCGGUACCCGUCUGACUCGGAGAUCGUGGCCGAGGACUCCCUCGCCUUCGCGAAGACGGUGGAGAUCGCUGGAGACGGGAGGGACGUGUGGGUGUUCGACAUCGAUGAGACUCUGCUCUCGAACCUGCCGUACUACGAGGCCCACGGGUUGGGAGCAGAGACCUUUGAGGAGACAUCUUUCGACUCUUGGGUGGAUUUGGCAGAGGCCCCAGCUUUAGCACCAAGUUUGAGUUUGUACAAAGAGCUCCAACAGCUGGGGUUUAAGAUAUUUCUGUUGACUGGACGAGAUGAAAAACAAAGAAAUGUGACAGAGAAGAAUCUUUUAUAUGCUGGGUUCACCAACUGGGAAAGCCUUAUCUUGAGGGGGCCUUCAGAUGAGGGGAAACCGGCAAUCGUGUAUAAAUCUGAAAAGAGAUCGGAGUUGGAGGAUGAAGGUUAUAGGAUACACGGGAGCUCCGGUGACCAGUGGAGUGACUUGUUGGGCUUUGCCGUGGCUAGACGGUCCUUUAAACUUCCAAAUCCCAUGUAUUAUAUCUCUUAAUAAACAUCAAAACAAUAAUGUUGUUGUUGUAAUGCCGAUAUUUUCUUGCCAUGUUUAUUUUAAGGAUUUCCAUGGAUUCAGAUGUC
Molecule: messenger RNA, 976 nt
Organism: Corylus avellana
Lineage: Eukaryota; Viridiplantae; Streptophyta; Magnoliopsida; Fagales; Betulaceae
Source: RefSeq, a predicted model, not a curated record